GGAUUACUGUAUGGCAUAUGCUUCACCCAGAUGCAUUAACUGGAUGCCUUGGCUGGCACUUUAAACACUAGUUUGAAUUUCAAGUGAAUUCUUUGGGCAGAAAGCUUGUCAUGGAGGGGUCAAGUAGGAUGGAGAGACAGAAGUUUCCAUUCACAAUUGACAGUAUACUGAACAGAUUUCCAAGUAACAGUGAGGAGAGUAGGCAGUCUGGUGCCACCCACAACCCUGUACAAAGUGAGGAUGGAGCAAGAUCAGAGAGUAUUACUGCUGGGAGCCACAUAGAACAUCCACAGCACACCUGUUCAUGCUGCUGCUACUGCUCCCACUGCGGAGAGGUGUUCCAGGCUGAUUAUCCUCCUGAAACAUGCCAAUAUGCAUGGUCCAGAAGAAUGUUUCCGGAGCCAUGCAGGUCAGGAGGAAAUACCCACAGCGAGGAGCAGUCCUUCAGUCAGGUCCAGAGGCGCACCCGGCGACACCGCACCAUAUUCACCGAGGAUCAGCUGGACGCUCUGGAAGAGCUGUUCCUUCAGAACCAGUAUCCAGAUGUGAAGACGCGGGAAAAACUAGCACUGAGUACUCAUUUACACGAAGAGCGAGUAGAGGUGUGGUUUAAAAACCGAAGAGCGAAGUGGAGACGACAAAAAAGAACAGCAUUUAGUGGGCGAAACCUGGAAAACUAGAAGAUUAUGCCGGAUAUGUCCAUCGUGAAGACAUGUUUGGAUACUUUGCAUCCAAUGCAAUAAUGAGGCUAGAUUAAUUCUAAAAACGCCAGCAUUUCUGGUGACGUCACGCGUGUACAUUCUCCCAAUGACGUUCCUUGAUUAGCAAAACGUCAACUAAGAACUAUUGAUAUAACUACGUGAAUUAAAUUAAGGUAUUCAUACGCUUCUAUUUUCAGAGGCUCUUUUUAGUUUAUAACGGGAUUAUUUACAUUCAGCAAGGUUUUGUUUGGCUUGCUAGCUAACAGAGAAGUCAAGGCCACCAGAGACCAUUUCGCUGACUUCUUCUAGCGACCGACAAUGGAAGGAUUUGGAAAGGCGCUUAUGUCUGGAACCCUUGUCCCAGCUAAUCCUGUCACAACAGUUGCUCUUCGACAGCCACCCGAGGAAACAAAGAAAACAAACCGAAAGGUUCUCGAUGAAGAAAACUACAUAGAGAGUUUAGAGAAGAUCAUCCAGAGGGACUUUUUCCCAGAUGUGACCAAGUUACAUGCACAGAAGGACUACCUCGAAGCUGAGGAAAAUGGGGAUCUUGGGAAGAUGAGGGAAAUAUCCAUUAAGUAUGGGUCAUCUUUAGCCAAGUCCACACCACGCUCCACUGCCCCAUAUGUUACUCCAGCUUCCUUUGAGACACCAGAGGGUCGUCCUGGGUCUCCCUCUUCUGUACUGGGCAAAAACAAGAAAGGAACAGACGUGGUGAACAAGGAAGGAGAUGAGGAAGAGAAAGAGCUGCCCUGUCUUGAUCGCUUCUUGGCUAAGAACACAAGUGAGGAUAAUGCAUCCUUUGAGCAGAUCAUGGUUCUGGCAGAAGACAAGGAAAAGUUGAGGCAUGCGUGGCUGUAUGAGGCAGAGGCUGAAUUUAAACAGCGGCAUGAAGAAAACCUUGCACUUCCUUCAUCUGAGAAGCAGGCCCUUGAGUGUGUAAAGGCAGGACUGGAGACCUGGGAGUACAAAGCAAAGAAUGCCCUUAUGUACUAUCCAGAGGGUGUCCAAGAUGAUGACACACUCUUCAAGAAACCCAGGGAGGUGAUUCACAAGAACACUCGCUUUGUGGGAGACCCCUUCAGCAAAGCCCUUAACAAAUGCCAGCUUCAACAGGCUGCAGCCCUCAAUGCACAGUUCAAACAGGGUAAAGUAGGCCCAGAUGGCAAAGAACUUAAUGCCCAGGAUUCCCCUAACGUGAAUGGAUAUGGGUUUGAAGGAACUCCCUGCCCUUCCCCAGGUAUGGCUGAGUCCCCCCUGAUGACCUGGGGUGAGAUAGAGAGCACCCCCUUUCGCCUGGAUGGGUCUGACGCACCGUUUCAAGAGAGGAGCAUCGGCCCAUCAUUUAAGAUUCCAGAACCAGGAAGAAGAGAGAGGUUGGGUUUGAAAAUGGCCAAUGAGGCUGCCGCCAAAAACCGGGCAAAGAAGCAAGAAGCAUUGCGAAAGGUCACAGAAAACCUGGCAAGUCUCACCCCAAAAGGCCUGAGCCCAGCAUUGACCCCUGCCCUUCAGAGGCUUGUAAACCGCACCUCCAGCAAAUACACAGACAAAGCUCUAAGGGCAAGCUACACACCAUCACCCACACACAGAGGAGCAGGCUCCAAGACCCCCCUGGGUGGUCCAGCCACUCCCUCAGGCACUCCGACACCAAGCAAAGCUAGGACCCCCGCCUCCCAGGACCCAGCAUCCAUCACAGACGACUUACUGCAGCUUCCCAAGAGGAGGAAAGCAUCUGACUUCUUCUGACUGGAGUAAAGCAAAACUGAGAGAGAACGGUUAUCUUGAGGAAGUGAACUCUUACAUGUUUAAAGCAAGUUGUCAUCAAGCAAAUUACCAGCCAUGUUUCUCUCUAACCCACCUCAGGCCCUCCCCCUGGAUUUUAUGGACUUGCCUUUUAUGGCUGGAACAGUCUGUGCACAAUGAAGGGCCGAGUCAUAAUACCAACUCUGAAUUCAAGGAUAAUUGGAAAACUCAGGUCAUUACUGUUUUUAGGGUGUUGGACAGAAAUGCAUAGUAUGUACUGUGUUAGAAACCUUCCAAGACUGGAUAACUUACAAUAUGUGGGAUCCAAAGAGAUGAUAUAAUUGUACAUAGCCUAGGCUGAUGUUAUUUUAAUCUUGGUGAAUAUUACGAGGCUUUGUUGAUUUUUUGGUUUGUUAAUAUGUUCAAAUGUAAGCCUCUAUUGUAUGCCUUUUUCUGCAAUCUAAUCUUUCAGUCCUCAACCUAAAAAUUGCCUUGUUGUAAAUCCCAAAUGUUGACACUCACCUUUGUCAUAGCAGACUAGACAUCUAAAAAUGUAACGAAGUCUCUAUGGUUCAUCUUGACAAAUAUGUAUGUUCCAAUGAUUAUGAACUAUUCAAGUGGAAUAAAUCCAGGACUUCAACAUCAGGAAUCAGCAGGGAUGUUGUUCCUUGCAUCAGGGAAUUAUUUUUUCUUGGUGUGCUUAAAUGUCCCAGCUGCAUCUUCGCUCUCCACUGAAGGUUUUGGAUCUGAUUCGGCCUCUGCUUUCACCCCUUUUCUUGUUCUCAUUGCCAUGAGGAUUCUUACUACUUUCCCCCAUCCUUUCCUUUUUGGAGCCAGCUGCUUCCGAUGUGGAAGGCCCAUCUUCCCGUCUCGUACUACCAUCAUGUGAUUUGGACUGCACCCAUACAUGCUCAAGGAUAUCGUCAAUCUCUACCCUCUGGGCCACAUUGUUGUUAAGCACGCGAUAUAUCAAGCCUUUGUACUCUGUUGGGACAGCUUUACUGUGUGGGAAAUCAAUGCGAUGCUCUUUCUGAAUCUUCAGCAUCUUCUUGAUAUUGGAGUCAUCAUAGGGAAUAGAAUGACCCCCAUACUCCAAACAUCAUACACUUUGGGGUUGUAUGGGACCCCCUGUAAUACCUCUGGUGAUGCAUAGGCUGCAGAGCCACAGAACGUUUUGCUGAGAAUCAUUUGUCCAUCCUCAUCAUAUUUGAUCCUCCUGGCGAAACCAAAGUCUGACACUUUGAGAUUAAAGUCUUGGUCCAAUAGCAGGUUUUCACAUUUCAAGUCUCUAUGAACAACAUCUAAGGCGUGUGUGAAUUUUAUUGCAAGUGACAGCUGUUUGAACAGUUUUCUGGUGAAAUCUUCGGGCAAGGCACCCCUGAAUUUGAUGAACUCCAGUAGGUCCCCUUGCACACCAAGCUCCAUAAUCAUGUACACCUUGCCUUCUGAAGAUCUCGAAGGUCUUGACGAUGUUGCGGUGGUUUAGGGAUGCAAGAAUGUCCAGUUCCCGGGGCAAGAACUUCUCAAAACAAUCCGGCAGCGCCCUUUUUCUGUUAAUCAUUUUGAUUGCCACAUUGGUCUUCAGACGCUCGGAAUAAGCGGAUUUUACUUUGGCGUACGACCCUCGCCUAAACUGAUGCCUAAUGUAUAACCCCGUUUCCUUAGCACCAGUGAGUCGUCCAUGGCUAAAUAGGACGACCCGAACUAUUUUGGUGAAUGUUAUAAUACACCUUUAUUGACACCCUAUGUGUGAUCAACAUUCUAUAAUUGAUCACUAACUUGGGAAAUUACGAUCUUUGUUUCUAUUACAUGUUUGUUUGUGUAAUAAUGGAAUGUUUAAUUCCUCAAAAGCAGUCAUUGAUGUAUGCCAUUAGGCGCAUGGCUCAUUUCCCAGUCAUUGCAUGUUAUCUGAAAGGAUGUUAUAACAUUAGUGAAUUGUAUAUGAUGCCUACAUGUAUACAUUAAGAAAAUAAUUAUAAUCAAUGUGUGAAUUGAUAAAAAAUAACUUUCAUUACA
Messenger RNA from Oncorhynchus kisutch (coho salmon), 4460 nucleotides. RefSeq names its product splicing factor ESS-2 homolog. Gene Ontology annotation, cellular component: catalytic step 2 spliceosome. The record is from RefSeq and is a predicted model, not a curated record. NCBI's taxonomy places the organism in Eukaryota, Metazoa, Chordata, Actinopteri, Salmoniformes, Salmonidae. Bases 1020 to 2447 code for a protein of 475 amino acids. The transcript has 12 exons.